UUUCCAUUACAUGGGGCCCUAGCCCUUUGGAUGCCGCUUGGGACGUUCCCCUUUCGGAUUCGUCAGGGCAAUUGCCAUGGCGGAGAGCAUUGAUGAGGAGGGGAAGAAGCUCUCACCGGAGUCUACAGGGCAAGCCUUCGGUGAGGUGAUCAGGGACUACACGCCGCAUCCAGACGCAAGCUGGAGAAGUGGCAAACCUGACUAUUUGUUAGUGAAUCGGACCUUCUUCGACCACCGGUCACUGGAGCAUGAGGUCGGUUCAUUGGAACAUGUGGUCAGCAAGCUGAUCAAGAACUGGGCGGUGGAAGCCCAUAAUGUGGCAGACGUGCAUUUGUGGAAGACCAUGGACAUCAACAAGUUCCAGGCUGCUUUGAACGGAGGCUGUCCUGUGCUGGCACAACAGAUGUCGGACCUGGGAUCCUGCAAUUUGUUCCUGGGUCAGACAAAGGAAUACAACUGUCGUUUACACAGUUUCGAGACAGCUCAGAAGGUUUUCCGGACAGCCUUCCCAAUGGGCUUUGCCUGGGAAUGCCUGGAGGUUUUCUCUGGACCUCCUACGGUUGUCUUCAAGUGGAGACAUUUCGGUAAAUACACUGGUGUCUUCACAGACAAAUCCGGCAAAAAGUACAAGGGCAAUGGAAAGAUGCUCAGCAUCGUGGGCAUGUGCAUUGCAAAGGUUAAUGCAGAGUUGCUCAUCACUGGUUUGGAUGUCUACUACAACCCAGAAGAACUGACUGGGCUGCUGACCACAAUGACAGAUCCGAACUGGCGGCCGGUGGGCGAGGAGGAAGCUGAUGGAACCGCUCAAGGGGGUGGCUGCCGGAAUAAUUCAUGUGAAGUCAUGUGAUUUAUAUGGAGCUAACCGACUCAACCAGACGAUAGCGGAUUGUAU
This is a messenger RNA of Cladocopium goreaui, 892 nucleotides long. The record is from the annotation of a GenBank genome assembly. NCBI's taxonomy places the organism in Eukaryota, Dinophyceae, Suessiales, Symbiodiniaceae.